AUGGGCCCAUCGAUGCUCCCAAUGACAGCAAUUCUUCAAUGGUACGACCCAUACUUCAAUAAAACUUCAAGGGAUAUCGGAAGAUACGCUGCGUUUGGUCCGACAAUCGACAUCGAGUAUCCUUACGAUGAUGAUUCAAAACCUCUUGGAAUCAUUAGCCAGCAGCCCCUUGAUGCUAGCUCUUCGGAGGCAACACCACCCAAAAACCAGACGUUUUUUGCCGGGGACUUGGUUUUCAUCAAACAUAAUGGUUGUAAUUUAAAACAAUUGGAAGAUAUCUUGAAGAACAAUCCUCGGUACGAUCCUAUCAAAAAGAAAUUUGAUCGUGAUGUUAUGGUUUUAAACCAACGAGGCGGAUGUGCGUUUUAUGAUAAGAUUCUAAAUUUCCAGAAACUGGGUGCAAAGACCGUGAUAAUUGGCAAUGAUCAAGAAAAUAAAGGUUUGAUAACAAUGUUCUCGAGAAUUUUACCAGAAGAUAUAGUGAUUCCUUCAAUUUUCGUCACUAAGGAAACCAUGAUGGAACUUGGCAAAUUAAUUAACGCCAGCUCCGAUAAAUCGAUAUCAUUAAAAGUGUUCUCUGGACAAACUCCGUCUCCACUUUUGGAUGCUUUGUUGACUUUGGUGUUUUCACCACCAAUAGCCUUGCUGAUUUUAUACGUCGUCAUGAAAAUAAGAAGAAGCCACAAGAAAAGCUUGGAUAAAGCCCCAAAAAAUGCUGUGAGAAACUUACCAGUGUAUGUCUUCAAUGCUGAUUAUUUGAUCCCUAUAGAUGAGUUUGAGAAAAAAAGAGAAUACUACUCUGGAGGGACCGCCAACGAUAAUAAUAAUAAUAACAACCUGAAAACAUCCCUGAAUAUGUUGCUCAACUUAUUCAAAAAGAGUAACGGUAAAUCCUCGUUAGACCCCGGUGAUAAUCUAUCCACCGAUUCUGAAUCCCUAGAACAUUCGAUCCAACGUCAUCUAUCAAUAGAAGAAUUGAACCAGUAUCAAAUGAACCAAUGCUCGAUCUGCUUGGCAGCGUUCAGGAAAUUGAAAUCAAAAGUGGUUCUUUUGCCCUGUGGUCAUUACUUCCAUUAUAAGUGUUGUUUGAACUGGCUUUGCAAUUAUCAUAAGGUAUGUCCGAUUUGCAAACAUGAUAUUACCAAAAAAGUUAAGCGAGCCUCGGUGGGUCCAAGAAGAUCGUCAUCAAUUGAUGCUGCCAGAUCCACCAUCAGAAAUAUCUUCCGCUAUAAUGGUAACGCUGAGGAUCCUGAUGCUUCUACAGGAUUAAUGGUUGAUAGAGGUACUUCUCCAGGAAUUUCUAACUCAAAUAGCAUGAAUUAUAACUCCUUGGACAAUCCAACUAAUGUUGUGCAGCAGACACAUUUGGAAUUGGUAAUAGAAGACUCGAUUACAGAUAUGAGUAGUAAUGAUGUUGAUUUCUUGGAAUAUAAUAGUGAAGAAAAUCAGCAAGAACUCAGGGAGAAUGAGCAUGAUUUACCUGAGUAUUUAGAUGAUGAGGAAAGAUCUAUUGGUAGUAGAUCAUUCUAUUGA
Molecule: messenger RNA, 1533 nt
Organism: Saccharomycopsis crataegensis
Lineage: Eukaryota; Fungi; Ascomycota; Saccharomycetes; Ascoideales; Saccharomycopsidaceae
Exons: 1
Coding region: 1-1533 (510 amino acids)
Biological process (GO): ubiquitin-dependent protein catabolic process
Molecular function (GO): ubiquitin protein ligase activity
Source: RefSeq, a predicted model, not a curated record